AUGGCACCUUCACGUGUUGACACUGUCAAUACUACUACAUACAAUCCAUCGAAGGUUCAAGAGCGGACUCAAACAGGUGACUGGCGGGAUGAUUUCUUUAGAGAUGGCUUCGCUGUCAUCAAGAACGUCCUACCAAAGGAUCGGGCUCAGCAAUACCGGAGUGAUUCUCUUACUUGGCUAAAAUCAUUUGGCUUGGGCUUUGAUCGUAACGACAAUAGUACCUGGAAAAAAGAAAAUCUUCCUCAGAACUGGAAAGGGGGGAUGUACCUUCAUUUUUCUGCGGCUCAUGAGAAUUAUAUGUGGGAUAUUAGAUGUGAACCCGGCGUGAUCAAUCCAUUUUCUGAGCUCUGGGGAACCGAGGAGUUGGUAGUUUCCUUCGACACUGUAAACAUCACUCUCCCUCAAUCGAUUGUCGGUCCCUACGACUCAUCUCCCUGGCCACAUGUCGACCAAGCCCCAGAACGCAGAGGCCUCCGCUGUGUCCAAGGAAUUGUGAAUCUCUCCAACUCCGGUCCCAACGACGGUGGUUUAGUCGUGAUGAAGAAAUCAUCAUCCUUCUUCAACCAGUUCUUCGACGAAAACCCAGUCACCGGUCCCACGCCCUGGCGAACAGCCAAACAUGAGGAUUUUCAUCCUUUCCAAGAAAAAGACCUUGACUGGUAUCAUGCACAGGGGUGUGAAUUGAUGAAAGUGUGUGCUGAGCCUGGAGACUUGAUCCUUUGGGACUCGAGACAGAUGCACUGGGCUCAAUUCGGCGAGUCGGAUCUCAUUCGGACUAUUGCUUAUGUGACGUAUACGCCUGCGGCGUGGAUGUCUGGAGAAGAUCGCCUGUCGAAGAAGGAAUUGUUUAAACAUUAUGAAACUACGACUCAUUGGCCGCAUACCAAUCUGUUUUCACAUGGGAAGGCUAUGGUUACGGUUGAUGGAGUAGAGACACCUGAUCCGGUAGAGACGGAUGAGCCGAUCACAAAGCCGGUCAAGAGUGAAAAACUUCUUAAACUCGCGGGGGCACUGCCUUAUUAG
This is a messenger RNA of Penicillium angulare, 1023 nucleotides long. RefSeq lists its product as uncharacterized. The coding region runs from base 1 to 1023 and encodes 340 amino acids. The record is from RefSeq and is a predicted model, not a curated record. The transcript is spliced from 2 exons. NCBI's taxonomy places the organism in Eukaryota, Fungi, Ascomycota, Eurotiomycetes, Eurotiales, Aspergillaceae.